Molecule: messenger RNA, 3289 nt
Organism: Nilaparvata lugens (brown planthopper)
Lineage: Eukaryota; Metazoa; Arthropoda; Insecta; Hemiptera; Delphacidae
Exons: 7
Coding region: 1-864 (287 amino acids)
Biological process (GO): positive regulation of protein catabolic process
Cellular component (GO): nucleus; cytoplasm
Molecular function (GO): ornithine decarboxylase inhibitor activity
Source: RefSeq, a predicted model, not a curated record
AUGGGACAGGAAGGACAGAAAUCUCAAGAGAACAAGAAAGAGUAUAGUGAGAAGAAACAGGAACUGGAUAAGAAAAAUAAGAAAGAAGAUGGUCAGAAUAAGAAAUUGGACAGGAAGGAUGAGAAAUCAGAAACUAAGGAUAAAAAACAUGAUAAUAAGGAUAGGAAACCUGAACAUAAGGAGAGGAAACCUGAUCAUAAGGAGAGGAAACCUGAUAAUAAAGAGAGGAAACCGGAUAAUAAGGAGAGGAAACCCGAUAAUAAAGAGAGGAAACCGGAUGAUAAAGAAAAGAACCCUGAUAUUAAGGAAAAAGUACCAAAAUCGGAUAAAAAGACAUGGCCACGCCUCAUUACUGCGUCAGCCUGGGUGUGGGGCCUCAGUGGUAUUCCUGAUGCCCCCCAUACCGCCUCGUUGACGCUAGUGUCAUCGUUGUCUGAGUCUAACACAGAGGGCAGCGGUGUGGGGAAACAGGAUACGCUCUCUGUGAGCAAAAGUGUUGAGGAGAGUGAGUUGCUUGGAUAUGUUGAACGCGGCGAAAGCGUGAAACUCUCUUUUAUCUUGAGAUUAACUGAGCGCACUGAAGCAAGAUGGGAAACACUUUUACAUCAGCAUUGCCUAUACAUACAAGUGCCAGUGGCCCUGCUUCCAGAAGGAUCCAAAGAAGGAUUUGUGACCCUUCUGGAAUAUGCAGAAGAAACACUGAAGUGCAAGGACAUUGUCAUAUGUAUGAAGAAAGAUCGCUCAGAUAAAACUCAACUUGUGAGAACUUUCAUGUUCAUUGGGUUCACGAUGCUUCAUCCAGGUCAUCCACUCGUCCCUCAAACGUCAGAUUCCUCUACCAUUUACAUGCGUUAUUGUAUCUAAAUCCGCUAUAGCUUAAUCAAUCUUAAAAUUUUAAUCAAUUUGCUUCAUAUUUUAAGUAGACUUCGUUGAAAACACAUCCAUAGCGUAGUACUACAUGUUAAUAUUAUAGUAAUCAAAGAAGUUAUUAUUUUUGUUAAAUGUGUUACUUAUUAUCGUUCAAUCUUAGUUGUGUAUCAUUUUCUAUCGUAGAUGUAUUUUUGUAGUGAUUUCUCCUAUAACUUUGCAUAUUACUUCAACUUGAUGAAAAUAGUAUAUGAUUUUGAUUGCUUGCUGCAUUAUGAUUUGCGUUAUAUUUAGCGAUAUUUUAACGAUAGUGCUAUUAUUUUAUGACCUCCUCGAGCCCUGUUAAAAUGGAUGUGAAGUAUGGUUGUUGAAUAAGUUUGCGUAAAAGAAAUUGAAAACAAAUUCAAUUACACCACAGGAAAGACGUUCAUACUCAUGUAUUAAUGCUAAACUACUUAACAAUAUUAGUAUUGAUACCACUUGGGAGUAUGAAAUGAGAAACUAUCAAUGUACCACAACGAUACAAAUUAAGAAAUACAUUUUUGUGUACAUUAGAAGCUACUUUUGGUUGGAUAUGUAAAUUUCCAUCACUAUUACGUUUUUGAUUACUUUAUCGAGAUAUGAAACAUGAAUUUGUGAUAUUCAACCAGAAAAUUGUUUGAAAAUACAUUUCAAAUGUACAACAUUUUUACAAAAAACAGUGCAACUAUAAAAAUUUUUUUGUGAUGAACUUAAUCAGAAACUAUUUCCAAUUAAAUGUUGAUAACUCAACAAUAAUUCAAAUUUAAAUGUAUUUUAAAAUUAAAAGCUGAAAAACACAUGUCAUAUUGCUAGGGCAAUAGGUCAAAUUAUAAUUUCAUUUUUGUUAAUAAGGUUAAAUUUAUGAAUUAUGUCGGUUUUGUUCAAGAUUUAAAGCUGCGGUUCUUCAUCUAUAUCAUAAACGUGUAAUGAGGAUGGUCCCCCACUCUGUAUUGCUAUUCUAUGAACAGGAUAUUAUUUGAUUUUAAAUAUCGGAAAAAAUGUUGAAAGAUUAAAAUAAUGGCCGGUUGAUUUGAAUAUUUAGAAAUUAGUCAUCAUAUUGAAUUAAAUCAGAUAAUGUCCUGUCAUAAGGUAUCAAUCUUCUAUCAGACAACAUGACCAAAAAAUAUAUAAAAAUGAAAAAAAAUGUAUAAAAGGAUAAAAUUACAAAAAAAUACACCUAACAUUAGUCUAAUGAUUGAAGGCUUACUACAGUGUAGAAUCAUUGCUGUUAACCUGAUUUCUAUCCUGACUCGAUUUGUGCUCUGAUAAAAUACUCAUGCAAGUCAAACUAUUCUAUACUUCAAUGAUAUUAUUUUGUUCCUCCUUCAUUAUUAGUUGCUUGUAAGGUCUAAUCAAUGUUCGUAAUACUAAUCAAUGUUCACCACAAAGUAAGAAAAUUAUUUUAUUUUAUUUUGGAAAAUUCUAAUUAUUCUGUGUUAUUUUAGGAAAAUUGUAACUAAUCUGUGUUAUUUUAUUUCAAUGGUCAUAAUUUUAGUUCAUGUGAAAACUAUUUUGAAUUCUCAACACUUCUAUAUUGUUAUGUAUUUAUAUUCAUCCUCAUUAUUCAAUGUCAUUUAAUGCGAAGAAUUGUACAUUUUCCAUUGGCAAGGAGGCCUAAUGUGAAAUUUUAAAUGAUUAUUAGAUAAUAGAAUAUUACAUUUUAUUUGACAGAGAUAGGAUUUGAAAUUAUUGUCCACCACUUGAUUUUUGCUUCCAAAUGAAGGAUUCUUUAUAGCAGACGUAAUCUUCAUGUUUCAAGUAAAUAGACUCAUAAAACAGUAGAUUUAUACAUUUUGAUGAUAAAGUUUGAUAAAUCAUUCGAUGAAAACUAGUUUUGAGUCUUCUCUUCCAAGAGAUAAUCUGAAUAAUUGGUUUUCACCCAACACAUUUUCGACUGUCUCUUUUCUUGCUUGAAAGUGAACUUCAAAAUGGCCAUUUUUGAAAAUUUCAAGAACAAUAGCUGAUAAUAAAUUUGCAUUAGACUAUUCUUUGCACAUUGAUGAAAAUGUUGAGCUUAACUCACUUUCUUGAAGUUUUCUAGAGUAAAUGAUCAAGGAGAAUCAAUCCUCACAAUCUACAGCCUUGCAAUUUACUAGAAGUAACUUAAAUUUCUUGAUUCAUUGUGCGAUUUCAAUCCUCUAAUAAAAUCACUUUUCAUGUAGAUUUAAAUAUUCGCCUCAGAAUCCAUUUUGACCAAAACGUAGUCUGCUUAUUGAAUUUCGGUUUUGGCCUUCUAUCCAUUUACUAACACAUCAUAUUCUAACAUUAAUAUACUAUUAUAAAAUAUAUAUAUAUUCAUUUUUAAUAGGUUAUUAGAAACAUAGAUAUAUUAUUGAUGAAUUUACCAUGUGCAUUUCUAUAAUUGGUGUAAGAUUUUAGUCAAAUAAAUAUAUAAAAUGUA